AAUUUUGAUCCGAAUCUGGAUCAAAUUGCAUAUAAAAAUUGUGUGUUGAAUGGGAUAUUUAUAUAAACCAGUAUAAAUUAUCGAUUUCAAUCUGUUUUUUUACUUAUCAUUUCAAUUGCUUUCUGAAGAGAAGAUAUUUGUCACAAGAAAAUUUAGAUUCUUACAACUGAUCUUGUAAUCGCCACUAUGAGUGACAACACCAAAGAAAUGAAAAAUGAGAUUGAAAAUAAGGAAUUAAACGAUUUGCUGGACAGUGCUUUAGCAGAUUUCGAUAAACUCUCUGUGCCAAGUGCUAAACAGGACAGUGUUGAAGUUGCAUCAGAUCCACAGAAGCAAACAGAAAAAUAUGAAACAUCUGAAAAUAAUGAAAAGGACUGGACGGAAGACUUUUUCAAACAAACGAUAGAUCAAAUGGAUAAAAAUUUGCAAAACUUUGCAGAAACUUUGAAAAAUGGUGAUGAAGAAUUGAAUGAACUUAAAUCUGUUCUUCAAACACUUGAACAAGCUUCAGCUAGUAAUGCAACAGAUGGAGAAGACAAUAUUUCUGCAGAAUUUGAAUCAGCUAUUUCACAAGUUAUAAAGUCCUUAUCUGUACCAAGUGAAAAUAUACAGAGUGAGACAGAUUGCUUAGCAGCUAUGCUUGGACAAACAUCUUUGGAUAGCGACGGUGGUGAUGUAUUAUCUUUUGUGCAAGGAAUGAUGCAACAACUUUUAUCAAAAGAAAUACUUUAUCCAAUAUUGAAAGAAGUGUUGGACAAAUAUCCAGCUUGGUUAGAGGAACACAAAGCAACUUUGAGCCCUUCAGAUCUACAAAAAUAUACAAAACAAUUUGAGUUGUUGCAAAAGGUAUGUUCUGAGUUGGAAAAAGAAAAGGAAGAUGAUACUAAAGAGAUUAAGCAACGACGUUUUGAGACCAUAAUGUCGCUUAUGCAAGAAAUAGAAAAGUGUGGUCAGUUACCGCAGGAACUAGCAUCAACAGUUAUUCAAGAUUCUAAGGGAAAUUUUCUGGAUGAAAUUAGCUCUGUAUUAUGCAGAAAUAUAUAAUUAUAUGUAAAUGUAGUUGUUAUCGGAAUAUUUCAUUGUAUCAAUGGUUUUUAUAAUUUAUAUUUUGGCAAAAUGCUAAGAUAUGCUUGGUUAUUAUCUCUCAAUGGAUUAGAAACAUAUAGAUUUUACAAAAUAUGUGGGAAUACUAACAACCGGUGAUAUUGGAUUGAGUUAAAGGCGACUUUUUCAGUAUGUUUUUAGUUGUAAUCUUGGUUGAUUUUGACAAUAAAUUUUAAUUAAAAAGA
Molecule: messenger RNA, 1289 nt
Organism: Harpegnathos saltator (Jerdon's jumping ant)
Lineage: Eukaryota; Metazoa; Arthropoda; Insecta; Hymenoptera; Formicidae
Gene: Pex19
Product: peroxisomal biogenesis factor 19
Exons: 5
Coding region: 187-1044 (285 amino acids)
Biological process (GO): protein import into peroxisome membrane
Cellular component (GO): peroxisome; peroxisomal membrane
Source: RefSeq, a predicted model, not a curated record